Messenger RNA from Brassica napus (rape), 1521 nucleotides. Its product is annotated as protein LAZ1 homolog 2. NCBI's taxonomy places the organism in Eukaryota, Viridiplantae, Streptophyta, Magnoliopsida, Brassicales, Brassicaceae. The coding region runs from base 90 to 1385 and encodes 431 amino acids. The record is from RefSeq and is a predicted model, not a curated record. Gene Ontology annotation, molecular function: transporter activity. Gene Ontology annotation, biological process: transport. The transcript has 5 exons.
AAUAAGGCAAAAACAUAUUUUGGAAAAGGCAGAGUUUGAUUGAUAAAAAAUGAUAUUGCCUCAUCUAUCAUUAUUAUUAUGAUGUCAAGAUGGGAGAAAGCGAGACAAAUACGUACAGAGAUCUACAUUUUCCGGCUUUACUGGUCGGAGGUUCUUUCGCCGCCGUCGCAAUAUGUCUCUCCCUUUUCCUUAUCCUCCAGCACCUCCGUUACUACACCAACCCCUCUGAGCAAAAAUGGAUUGUUCCUGUUUUGUUUAUGGUCCCUGUUUACGCCACUGAAUCUAUAAUUUCCUUGUCCAAUGCAAAACUCUCACUGCCUUGUGACAUUUUGAGAAAUUGCUAUGAGGCUUUCGCUUUGUACUCCUUUGGAAGUUACUUGGUCGCUUGUCUAGGUGACACAACCCUUUUGUGCUCUAUCUCUCUCUUGUCUGAAUCCAGAACUAUGUUUAUGUUUAAACCAAACUAUCCAAUAUGUAUAUGCUCAGGUGGUGAAAGAAGAGUUGUUGAAUUGCUCGAAGAUGAAUCAAAAGAACCAUUACUAGAAGGAGAAGAGAAUAAGAGUGAGAAGAAGACGCAGAAGCAGAGGAAUCCAUUAUGGAAGUUCUUGUGUGAACCAUAUGUCUUGGGUCCUGAGCUCUUUGUCAUAGAGAAGUUCGGUCUUGUCCAAUAUAUGAUCCUCAAAACCUUUUGUGCAUUCUUGGCAUUUUUGUUGGAGCUUCUCGGUGUUUAUGGUGAUGGUGAAUUCAAAUGGUAUUACGGAUAUCCAUACAUAGAGGUGGUGCUAAACUUCAGCCAGAUGUGGGCUCUCUUCUGCCUAGUCCAGUUCUACAACGUGACUCACGAACGCCUUAAAGAAAUCAAACCCUUGGCCAAGUUCAUCAGCUUCAAGGCCAUCGUCUUUGCCACUUGGUGGCAAGGCUUCGGCAUCGCGCUGCUUUGCUACUACGGCGUGCUUCCAAAAGAAGGAAGGUUCCAGAACGCACUGCAAGAUUUUCUCAUUUGCAUCGAGAUGGCCAUAGCAGCGGUGGCGCAUAUCUUUGUUUUCCCAGUUGAGCCUUACCACUACAUCCCGGUCUCAGAGUGCGGUAAAAUCACGAGGACGAAGACGACGGAGGUUAAGCUAGACGAAAGUGGCCGUGUUGUUGAGAAGAAGGAGACUCAUGUUGAAGCAUCGGGGACGAGUAUUAAGGAGAGUGUACAGGAUAUAGUUAUGGACGGUGGUCAGCAUGUUGUGAAGGAUGUGGUUCUGACGAUAAACCAAGCGAUGGGACCGGUUGAGAAGGGUGUGACGAAGAUUCAGGAGAAGCUUUUGGAUUCGGAUGGUAAGGAAGAAGAAAAAGCAGAAGUGACCGUUGGGACUUCUGUGGAGAAAAAAGAUCAAUGAGGUCAGCUCAGCCUUCGACCUGUGAUGAAAUUUUCGGACUCUAGUGGUUUUGUUGAAACUGAAACAUCUGCUCAUGGAAAUGUGAGAGACAUAAUGUCUAUAACGAGUUUACAGUGAACAAGUCUUUUUCACUAUA